This is a messenger RNA of Arachis duranensis, 1596 nucleotides long. RefSeq lists its product as uncharacterized. Gene Ontology annotation, molecular function: protein binding. Lineage: Eukaryota; Viridiplantae; Streptophyta; Magnoliopsida; Fabales; Fabaceae. The transcript is spliced from 8 exons. The record is from RefSeq and is a predicted model, not a curated record. Bases 1 to 1596 code for a protein of 531 amino acids.
AUGACAAGUACUCUUCAUUUAUUCAUAGCACUUUGUGUGCUAUUACAAUUAAGCCCUUCAUCACAUGCAACAUUUGUUAGCAUUGAUUGUGGCUCCUCCGAAUCCUUCACCGAUCAAAACAACAUAAGAUGGGUUGGUGAUGAUUCAUACAUCCAACAUGGUGUGCCUCAACAAGUCUAUUUAGGUUCCAAUGAUCCAUUGAGCACUCUUAGGGUGUUCCCAAAUGGAAAGAAGCAUUGCUACUCCAUCAAAGUUCAAGAGGGUGAAAAGGUUCUUGCUAGAGCAAGCUUCUACUAUGGGAAUUAUGAUGACAAAUUCUCACAACCAAUCUUUGAUCUUCAAUUUGAUGGAAACUAUUGGGCCACUGUUAAUACAUCAAAUUAUUACUAUGUUGAUUAUGAAGCUAUAUAUGUGACUAAGGGAAACUUUACUAGUAUAUGUGUUGCUCAAACAAUGCCUAAGAUGCUUCCUUUCAUUUCAUCACUUGAACUACGUAGCUUGGACCCAAAAAUGUAUAGCCAUGUUGAUUCCAAUCAUGCUUUGAUUUUGCAAUGGAGAUAUGCUUUUGGUGGAAAUCAAACUAUCAGGUACCCAGAUGACAUGUAUGACAGAAUAUGGAGAGCAGCAGAUGGCAUAGGGCUGUCUGAGAUCCAUAAUCAAUUUUCAAGAAUUGACAUGACAACAUCAGAAGAUGUUCCACCUGAAUCUGCACUCCAAAAUGCCAUUGUCUCAACAAGCACCAAUCACUACAUUCAAUUCAUCAACAGGCUCCCAUCAAAGAAACAAGUCCCUGUUUACAUCACAACUUACUUCUCUGAACUCAUUCCAACUGCAGUUGGAAACAGGUCCUUUCAGAUGUACAUUGACAACAACAAAUUCUCAACCCCUAUUGUUCCUCCUUUUGGACAAGUUAAGGAACUUUAUGUUACUAAUGUUACUGCUUCUUCAGACACUUCUUUUGUUCUUCAGGCUACUCAGACUUCUACCCUUCCUCCUUUGAUAAAUGCUCUUGAGGUUUAUACUAUUUCUAAUGCUUUGACUGCAGGAACAGAUAGCAGAGAUGUGGAAGGUUUGUUACAACUGCAAUUUGCAUUUGAAGUGCUUGUGGAAUGGAGUGGAGACCCUUGUCUACCAUAUCCAUAUAGCUGGGAUUGGAUACAAUGUACCACUGAUCCAACACCCAGGGUGAUUGCAUUGUAUCUCAGUGGUUUUGAUCUGAGAGGUGAGCUUCCUGAUUUCAGCUCUAUGGAUGCACUUGAAACUAUUGAUUUGCACAACAAUACCAUAGAAGGCCCCAUUCCUGAUUUCCUAGGCCUACUGCCUAAGCUCAAAACACUGAAUUUGUCUCACAAUAGAUUCAAUGGUUCUAUACCUUCAUCACUAAAGAAUACUAAGAUUGAAAUUGACACGACAAACAAUUGUCUCUCAGGAAUGAAGUGUCCACUUCUCUUUGAUACUCAACCGCCACCGCCACCGCCACCACCGCAACUUUUCUCAGGUGAUGAAACAAAUAGUCCGCCGCCGCCGCUACUACUGUCGGGAGAUGAACCUUCAGGAAAUGGAAGCAUGAAACGAGACUUGUCACUCAUAAGGUGA